GUUUUCCUCUGAGGUGCACUGUGCGUCCGGAGAAAGAUGGACCUGAAACCUCACUGGGUUUACGCUUCAGUUUGAGCAUCUUUUUAAAAAUCACUUUAGUUAUCUUCUUCUUCUUCAUCAUCAUCAUCAUCAGAGAGGAAUAUGGGCUGCUGCUCUGCUCGCUGCACGCUGAUCCUGCUCUGCUGUCUGCAGCUGGUCUCGGCUGUGGAGCGCCAGCUGUUUGACUUCCUGGGUUUCCAAUGGGCUUCAAUCCUGAUCAACUUCCUGCAGAUACUGGUCGUAGUCCUGGGACUUUUUGGAGCUGUUCAGUACAAAAAACGCCUCAUCAUCAUGUACUUGCUGUGGCUGCUGCUGUGGGGGGGCUGGAAUGUGUUCGUCAGCUGUUUGUACCUGGAGGUUGGCGGGCUCUCCGUGGAAAGUGACGUCCUCUCUCUGGGAGUUUCCUCUCAUCGAUCCUGGUGGAAGGACCACGGGCCGGGCUGUGAGGGGGGGGAUCCUCCCUCCGCUGGGUGGCAGAAAACCCCAAAUAACCAUCAGAACCAUCAGAACCAUCAGAACCAUCAGGACCAGCAGAACCACCUGGAGCUGGGCUGCUGGCUGCGGCACCAGAACAUCGAGGUUCUGCACUGCGUCCUGCAGCUCGUCCUCGCUCUCCCAGGAUUUGUUUAUGCGUGCUACGUCGCCAGCACUUUCUCAGACCAGGAGGACAACUUCAAUUUUAUUGGUGAUUUUCACCAUCCAUCCAAACCCUCUCAGCUGUUCUUCUAGUGUAAAAACCUGCAGAUUAUAAAUAACCUCAUGAGUAAACGGGGCGAGGAAACCGUGGAGACGACGUUGGAGACUUUCAUCGAGAGAUUUCGUCGGCCUGGUCGUGAAGAAGAGGAUUUUACGUAAUUUAAGAAGCAGUUCAUGAUGUGUUUUUAUCUCAGGCUUCAAAUCUAAUUUUAAAUCUACCUCGUGUGUGUGUGUGUGUGUGUGUGUGUGUGUGUGUGUGUGUGUGUGUGUGUGUGUGUGUGUGUGUGUGUGUGUGUGUGUGUGUGUGUGUGUGUGUGUGUGUGUGUGAUUUGAUUUGAUUUGAUUUGAUAAUGUAAAUAAGUGGCAGUGUCUUUAUAAUGUUUUUUAAAAUGUGUAUAAAUUAUUAAUAAUGUGUAAUGUUAAUUAGAAAAUGUGCCCACUUCAACUUGUGUUGUGUUAAAUACUGUCAUUAAAUUCAGUGAAAUAACACACACACACACACACACACACACACACACACACACACACACACACACACACACACACACACACACAGAUGUAUGGUACAGUUUAUUAUUAAACAUUUAUAAGAACAGGAAAAGCUGUUUUGUUUCUCUUCUGUUCUGUUGCGCUCUAAACCAGUUUCCCUUCAGGUGUAUAUGUAUUUAAUGAUUUGUAAUGAUGUGAAUAUAAUAGAAAAGGAGAUCUAGAAUAAAUAAACCAAUUAAAAUAAAUAAAUAAAACAAUAAUAAAUACAAGCAGACAUGUACUCAACAGGAAGGUGUGUGGCGCAGUGAAUAGUGCGUUGGUGU
Molecule: messenger RNA, 1547 nt
Organism: Gymnodraco acuticeps
Lineage: Eukaryota; Metazoa; Chordata; Actinopteri; Perciformes; Bathydraconidae
Product: sodium/potassium-transporting ATPase subunit beta-1-interacting protein 3-like
Exons: 7
Coding region: 142-768 (208 amino acids)
Biological process (GO): regulation of sodium ion transport
Source: RefSeq, a predicted model, not a curated record